AUGAUGAUGCACGAACGGUGUGCAGUGUAUUUUAGUUAAAUUAAAUCAAUAACAGUGAUAGUGAAUUUAAGAAACCCUACAAGUACUUCGCGAGUGUUUUGAAUCAUGUGUAUGUGUAAAAAAGCAGCGCAUUGUGCCGUAUACUAUCAUGUCGAGCUGUGUCAUUUACCCAAACUUUUUAGUUAAAAAUCGAUUUUGAAAAUGGACGUAACUAGACGUCCCAGAAGUCGUUCCUUCGAACUGUCAGAUGUGUGAUUUUAAUUUUCAUGUGGAUCGGUUAUUAUGAGAUCAACGGCCCCUAUGUCGCAUGAACGGGCAACGUGUAUCAUCAUCUGGACGCUUUGUUUGUGAUUGUUCCCAUGGACGGUUUGGAUUGGGCCCAUGGCCCGGAAUUCGCGUUACUGGCAGUAAUCUGCCUUUGCACAACGACCGCCUCCAGGUUCUACAGGUUCUUAGCCAGGUUCUCAGGAAGAAGACGAAAAUUUCCCAAUUUCGUUUUCCCUAGGAUGCCCUCACCCUUGGCCACACUUCUAUUUAUUAUUUCAACUCUUCUAAGCACCACAGACGCCUGCAGCAGUAGGAGUACGCCGCGCGCCCAGCCAGCGCCGUCGACGCCGCGGCCCAACGUUACAUUCACCACUUAUCCAUGUCCGACGACGUACAACGCUUGGUAUUGUCUGAACGGAGCAGUUUGUUUUAGUGUAAAAAUCGGUGAUUCCGUGCUUUAUAAUUGCGAAUGCGCGGAUGGUUAUAUGGGGCCCAGGUGUGAAUAUAAAGACCUUGAUGGAUCUUAUCUUCCCUCCCGUCAGCGUAUAAUGCUUGAGACAGCGUCAAUAGCUGGUGGCGCAACAAUUGCUGUGCUUUUAGUGUUAAUUAUAUGCGCUGCGAUGUAUGUAAAUUGGAGUAGGCGUCAAAAAGUUUUAAGGGCCUCGAGAGACUGUGUAGAUGGGCCUUCGCCGCCUUGUAUCGAACGCAGACCUUUUGGGCCUCACCAUCAUCACACCAUUCCUAUGGAAAGGAUCGUGUUGAGGCCUCCGCAGCAGCCUAUGGUGCUGGCGCAUGGCAGGGUCCAGCGGCAGUUAAAUGCAGGCAUCACGCAGGUUCUCCAAUAGGACUCGGCAUUCUGGUGUUUCAUGCGCACCACAGGAAUAUAAUUGUGUUUUGAGCUGG
Molecule: messenger RNA, 1170 nt
Organism: Ctenocephalides felis (cat flea)
Lineage: Eukaryota; Metazoa; Arthropoda; Insecta; Siphonaptera; Pulicidae
Product: protein spitz-like
Exons: 6
Coding region: 360-1112 (250 amino acids)
Biological process (GO): epidermal growth factor receptor signaling pathway
Molecular function (GO): receptor ligand activity; epidermal growth factor receptor binding
Source: RefSeq, a predicted model, not a curated record